Molecule: messenger RNA, 3606 nt
Organism: Endocarpon pusillum Z07020
Lineage: Eukaryota; Fungi; Ascomycota; Eurotiomycetes; Verrucariales; Verrucariaceae
Exons: 2
Coding region: 1-3606 (1201 amino acids)
Biological process (GO): positive regulation of establishment of bipolar cell polarity regulating cell shape
Cellular component (GO): plasma membrane of growing cell tip
Molecular function (GO): protein binding
Source: RefSeq, a predicted model, not a curated record
AUGAGGUUCCAUUCAUUGUUAGGCUCGGCCGCUGCCGAAAUCGCUGUCAUAAUCCUCCUUUUCACUUCCACAUUACCUUCCACGCAAGGAGUUCUGACACCGGUUCCACCGCCGCCAAUUGACCUUUCAUCCCUCGGCAGUGUGGCAUUAGCUGGUAAUUUUGACACGAUUUCGAUCUACUCCUACGAAGGGCAGAGUCAGGGAAGCAGCACGAAUGGUUCACAAUCAGUUCUGUCGCCACUGCCAAGUGGUGCAUUUGGUGGCAUAUCUGCGGCCGAUGCAAACAUCAACACAAUGUGUCCGUUUGUGAUGGAGGGUGGAACGUUGGCUGGAGUAAUUGUUGGCGGUAAUUUCACAAGCCUGGGAGGGGUGGAUGCACAGGGGAUUGCACUUCUCGAUCCAAACACACAGCAAGUCACUCCAUUGCCUGGCGUUUUUGGAAGCGUCAACGCCAUGUUAUGCGAUCGGGAGACCAACUCGGUUUACGUGGGAGGCGCCUUUAAAGCCGCAAAUUCGACGAAUGCUAUCGCGUGGGUAGGCAUGACAGGAUGGAGCAAUUUACCCUUCGCGGGGUUUAAUGCGCCUGUGACAUCCAUCACAAAGGCGCCAGACGGUCAUAUCAUAUUCGGCGGCUCCUUCAGUGGCCUGGGAAAUUCAACAACGCCAACCGAUAGAGAUGAGCAAGUCAUCAAUCUCCAGACUGCGCAGAUUACUGCAAGCGCCUCUGAAGGGUCAUAUGAGCCGCAGAAUAUCAUCUGCCCAACCAACGGUAACGAGGAUCGAGCUUGGCUCCUCCCAGACAAUACGCCUGGGUACUGGCGUGCAAGCAUGGGAUUUGGAUAUCAACCAUCGAUGUUGCGUAUCUAUAACACCAAUGAGAAUGGCAAAGGCACGAAGACUUUCCGCUUCACAGCGCGUCCUAUUAAUGGAAUCAUGAACUUCACCUACGUCGAUCCGGCAACAGGAGAAGAAGCUGCUUGCGAUGCAAGGUGUCCGUUAGUCCAGAAUUCUUCAGUGCCAUACCAAGACUUUCGAUUCGUGAAUGAGGUGGGCAUGAAUAGUUUUCAGAUCGACAUCUCCGAAUGGUACGGGUCUGGUGCAGGUUUGGCAGGUAUCGAACUGUUUCAGGAUGACAUGUUUGCAUAUGCUGUCAACGACUAUAAUGAACCCUCAUGUGCACGCAGUGAAUAUUCAUCCAGGUCAUCCACAACUGGCACUUGGUUUUCGAGCCCUCCUGGUCGCACUGGCGCUGAAUACCUGGUUGCCAACGUUUCAGGUGAAGUUCGACCUUCAAUCACCUUUGAGCCCAACAUCAGGCAAUCAGGUAACUAUUCGAUCCUUGUCUACACUCCAGGCUGCAUACAAGACAAUGCCUGUGCAACUCGUGGUAUUGUGAACGUCACAGCAUCGUUGACUGGCAGUGGCAGUCCUGCGCACACCACACAGAUCUUUCAAACCAACAAUUUUGACAAAUUUGACCAGAUCUAUCUUGGACCGGUAGACGGAAGUAGAGACUCCUUUCGACCGCGGGUUACUUUGACACCUAUCUCCGAUCAGGGCACAGUUGUCGCCUCUCGAGUUAGGUUCGAUCUCAUUGCUUCUACCGGUGGACUGAACGGGUUGUUCGAAUAUAAUCCCAACGUUGCUGUUGUCGAUACCAAUUUCUCGAACUCUGCUAUCAACAAUGCCGGAACCAGGUUGGAUCCUGGCGCCAGCGUUACUGCAUUGGCCACGCAUGAUCAGACCAUCUACGUCGGUGGAAACUUUAGCGACACUGUAUUCGAGAACAUCAUGGCGUUCUCAGACAACAAUGCCACAUCUCUUCCUGGUGGAGGGCUGAAUGCCGCUGUGUCAGCUUUGUACAGCUUAGACGACUUUCUCUAUGUUGGAGGAAACUUUUCCAACACCAGUCAGGGUAACGUUCCUGGGUUAAGCAAUGUGGCCGCAUUCUCCUACUCCAGAAACGAAUGGGUUGCACUUGUCGCGGGCCUUUGCGAGACUGAGAAUCAGCCAGAAACCUGUAUCUCGUUCAAUGGAGCUUUCACUGAAAUUCUGGCAGUCGGCAAUGGCCGACCUUCGAGAGCGCAACACCUUGCAAUCUGGGUACCGUCUCGCAAUGACUGGUUGCAGAACUUGGAUAUCCCUCGCACCGCUCUCCGUGGUCAACUGACUUCCUUUGCCGAUGUUCCCAAUGGAGCUAACUUGGUUGCUGGUACACUAACAAGCACUGGAAUAGAAAGUACUGGCGCAGUUGGCUUGCAGCCUGCGGAUGAUGGCGUCCGAUUAGCACAGCUGCCAAUUAAUUUUGAGCAAACCUCAACCCAAGGUUCCCUAUCCAAGCGAGCUCUGACUGGCGAUCAAAAUGUCAGCGGCGUUGUAACUGGACUCUUCUACAAUAGCGGAGGGCGUAACGUCACUGUGUAUGGUGGACACUUUGCCGCCGCAUCUAGCACUGGCAACACAUUGAACAACUUAGUAUUUCUGAAUGGAUCGAACAAUGAUGAAGUGACCGGUCUGCCCGAUGGAAUUGACCAGAAUUCGACAUUCCUUGCAUUAGCCUUGCAGAACGAUCUACUGUUUGCAGGAGGUAGCGUCAGUGGCCGUCUUGCCGACACGCCGAUCAACGGUCUUGUCGUGUAUGAUUUCACGCGGGCAGACUACAUCACUUCUCAGCCACCGGCUCUGCAAGGUGAGAAUGUGGUGGUCAAUUCAAUCAAAACGCGUCCCGGUUCUUCUGACGUCUACGUGGGAGGCUCCUUUGAUACUGCUGGUUUCCUUGGCUGCGAGAGUCUUUGCAUAUUUCAAGCCAGCAGUGGGCAGUGGAAUAGCCCUGGAUCGGCCUUGAGCGGGACUGUAUCUAGCCUUACGUGGGCUUCCAACAACAGACUUGUAUUAGCGGGUAAUCUCACCGUUGGCGGUAACGAUACCUCUCUAGCGACCUAUGAGCCAGACAGUCAGACGUGGACGGCAUUGUCCAUUCCACAAGUCCCCGGCCCGGUGACUGCAUUCGCUCCGGCCACGAUCGAUGUCUCCCAAUGGUGGGCAGCUGGGAGGAGGAGUGAUGGAUCCAUUUUUCUGGGCCAGUACGACGGUACCAACUAUCACCCUAUCAAUGACGCUUUCACCCCCACCACAUCGAUUCGUGGCUUGCAAGUUAUUGGGUUAACCGAACAACACCAGCCCAGUGAUGUGCUCGAAAGGGACCAGUCUUUGCUGAUUACCGGUCAGCUCGACCUUCGUGAUUUCGGCAACGUAUCCGCAGUGCUCUACAAUGGGACCACUUUUACACCGUUCAUUCUCUCCUCUACCGCUGAUGGUCAACCUGGGAGCGUCAGUCAAAUGUUCUCGUCGCGGGUGAAUCCUCUCCGAAGUGGUGGUGGUCGUCAUUCCAAUGGCAUCACGGUACUGGUGGCCCUUUGUGCUGCUCUUGGAACCAUCUUCCUCGUUGUCCUCCUCGGCGUCAUCAUUGACCGAAUACAAAGGCGUCGCUCAGGAUACACCAGAAUCCCCGCCAACCACACAGACAAGUCAAGCAACAUCAAUCGUGUGCCACCUGAGACACUUUUUGGCAGUUUGUCACAUCGAAAUUCUCCACCGCACGUUUGA